UCUUCUUUUGGGGCAAAAUAAAUAAUUAUUUUUAAUUGCAGACGUACGUGAAACACGUUUGUGUAUCAUAAAGUCCUAACCAAAUUAACUUGUCCGUAUCGCUUCUACUUCCAAUCUUGUCUCUUCGACACAUCCUUAACAGUACUUCAACAGUCUCUCUUUCUGGUUUUUUUUCCUUCGCUUCUGCUGAAACUCAUCUUUACCUGAUCCGGCGAUGAGUUCGGAGGAAGCUAAGGUCGUUGUGCCAAGGAGCUUUAGACUGUUGGAAGAGCUGGAAAGAGGUGAGAAAGGUAUCGGAGAUGGUACCGUCAGCUAUGGUAUGGACGACGCUGAUGAUAUCUAUAUGCAAUCUUGGACCGGCACCAUUCUUGGCCCUCACAAUACUGCAUACGAAGGGAAAAUCUUCCAGCUGAAGCUCUUCUGUGGAAAGGAAUACCCAGAGAGUCCACCUACUGUGAGAUUCCAGACACGGAUCAACAUGGCCUGCGUUAACCCCGAGACUGGAGUGGUUGAACCGAGUCUCUUCCCUAUGCUCACUAACUGGCGGCGAGAAUACACAAUGGAGGACAUUCUGGUUAAGCUCAAAAAAGAAAUGAUGACUUCCCAUAACCGCAAGUUAGCUCAACCCCAUGAAGGUACGGAGGAAGCUAGGGCAGAUCCAAAGGGACCAGCUAAAUGUUGUGUCAUGUGAAGAGAGAGGCUGGGAGGCAGCCAGCAAUUUGUAUUAUUAUAAGGGACAUUAGUGUAUAUAAACAUCAGUUGAAGCUUUUCCCUACAACUUAAUGCUAUACUCUUGUUUCAGAUUAUAUAUAUCCACCAAAAACAGGUGAUUCUGAUCUUAAUAAAUUUUAUACCUCUGCUUUCUC
Brassica rapa (field mustard) is the source of this 866-nucleotide messenger RNA. Its product is annotated as ubiquitin-conjugating enzyme E2 variant 1A. The record is from RefSeq and is a predicted model, not a curated record. NCBI's taxonomy places the organism in Eukaryota, Viridiplantae, Streptophyta, Magnoliopsida, Brassicales, Brassicaceae.